AUGCAUCUGUUACCCGUUUAUCUGGUUUUGUGUUUUUUCGGAAGUAGUUUCGUCGAAAGUCAACUACUUGCUCCCACGAAUCAAUGGAGUCAAAGGAGAUCUUUUCGCCCGGGACUUUUUCGCGCUUGUGACUUACCAAAGAUCAAAAAUGGCGUCGUUCGAUUGAGACAACGGGGGCGACUUGCGAUGUUCAAUUGUCGUUCGCCUUAUAUUUUGCAUGGCGAUCGUUAUUCGUCUUGUAUUUCCGGUAGAUGGGAUGUUCCGCCUCCGAUUUGCAUCAAAUCUGGUUGUACAGUUCUUCCUACUCCAAACAACUCGGUAGUUUAUCCGCAGCAUGAAAACGCAAUUUUAACCAUGUUUUGCCAUUCAGGCUACCAAAGAGUUGGCAGUGCCCAAGCUUAUUGCGAUGGCGAAAAUUGGGAUCGCCCUUUGGGAGUUUGUCGCGAAAUCAGUACUUCCGUUCAGACAAGUUGCGAUUUCGAAAUUGAUGAUUUGUGUGGAUGGACUCAGGAUGCCAAUCAUGAUUUCGAUUGGAAACGUACCAAUGGCGUCUUUUUCGGGAAAGUUUUGAGCAUUGGACCGAAGCAUGAUCAUACCAUUGGGAGACCAUUAGAAGGUUAUUACAUGUACCUUGACAUGAAAGAUGAGGACGUUGGAACAAAAGCUCGUCUCGUUUCGCCAACUUUUAAUGCGACUCAAAGCGAAAAUGCUUGUUUCCGGUUAUUUUAUCACAUGUUUGGGUUGUCGCCCGGCAAGUUGCGAGUUUAUGCGAAACCUCUUUCGACGGAAAUUAUGGAUGCCGUUACCAAUGAUGGGUAUAAAUUCUUCGAAACGCAAGGGAAUCAAGGAAAUUUAUGGAAGGAGGGAUUUUUUCAACUUCCUGUGUUUAAGGAGGAAUUUCAAAUUAUCAUUGAAGGCACUUCUACAAGGUCCUAUGAUAGUCAUAUCGCGAUCGACGAUCUCUCAUUGAUGAAUGGAACAGAUUGCGAUCGAAAUGAAGCCACAAAUAACGACGAUCCUGAAGAGGAAGAUGGCAUUUUUGGGACUCAAUCGUGCGAAAAUCGAUGUUCAGAGGAAGAAACAACGCUCUUGGGAGACUCAACGGAUAUUUUGACCUUCAGUAACGGGACAAAAGUUAAAAAGUGCGAUUGUUUCUAUGGAUGUGAAGAUAUCAAAACUUGCUGUCAAAACUAUCGAGCGAUUUGUGCUCAAGCUACAACUCCUGAAGAAGCUGUUUCGCCAACGGAAGUUGCUGUAAAGACAACAACGACGACAAAAAGGACAACAACGAGUACGACAACGAGGUCAACGACGACUUCGACAACGACUCCGAAGACAACUACGGUUAAAACGACGCCGAAAACGACUCCGACGACGAAAAAGUCAACGACGAGGAGUACAACAACAACGAGUUCGACGACGACAACGACCCCAAAGACGACAAAAACGACUCAGAAGACGACGAAGAUGACAACAAGUACUUCUAAGGUGACGACUCCUGCUAAAAUUGUUGAUGAUGUUGUUCCAUUGGAGACUACCACGUAUGAAGAUGAUUAUUCGGGAGAGGAUUUUGUGCCAUUGCCUCCUGGAAAACAUCAUCAAGAAGUCACAUUUCCCGACUCCUCAAAAGACACAAACUUCAUUUUCUCCACAAUUAUCACAGGAAUCUUAAUUUUCAUCGCUCUGAUUGGCAUCGCCGCCGGAACAUUUUACUACAGACGCCAAAAAUACGAUCCACGGAAUUAUAAACAGAACAACGGCGGCAGCGGCGGCGAAAUGCAUGCCGGAGAUGAAUUCAGCGAAGUUCGUUUCCUAACUAACGAUGAACAGCUAGAUUUUGCCUUGCAAACACCCUCAACGAGUACCAAAUAAAUAAUUAGGAUAUGAA
This is a messenger RNA of Culicoides brevitarsis, 1888 nucleotides long. RefSeq lists its product as uncharacterized. Bases 1 to 1872 code for a protein of 623 amino acids. Lineage: Eukaryota; Metazoa; Arthropoda; Insecta; Diptera; Ceratopogonidae. The transcript has 5 exons. Gene Ontology annotation, cellular component: membrane. The record is from RefSeq and is a predicted model, not a curated record.